Messenger RNA from Gongylonema pulchrum, 324 nucleotides. NCBI's taxonomy places the organism in Eukaryota, Metazoa, Nematoda, Chromadorea, Rhabditida, Gongylonematidae. The record is from the annotation of a GenBank genome assembly.
GUAUGGUCACGUGCCAAUGCAGUUUUUGCAUUUAUGCUAUCGGUGCUUUCGGCGAUGACAUUCUGCGUCUUCCUGUCCACCGUAUGGUUACCAAAUUCAGCUCCUUCUACCCUAUCGGCAUCAAAUGUUCGAGUAAAAAGUUUUGCGGAUUACACAAUGUCGGAUGGUUCACGGAGUGAUGUUGCAAUGGCCGAUCUCAGUGUAGAAGUUGACUUAACACCGAUUUUUAACUGGAAUGUUAAGCAGCUAUUCUUGUACUUGGUGGCUGAAUAUUCAACAUCAACAUCACCCGUCAAUCAGGCAAGUCGAGGGUCGUUGUUAUAG